Messenger RNA from Balaenoptera ricei (Rice's whale), 238 nucleotides. RefSeq names its product small integral membrane protein 46 (gene SMIM46). Lineage: Eukaryota; Metazoa; Chordata; Mammalia; Artiodactyla; Balaenopteridae. The record is from RefSeq and is a predicted model, not a curated record. The coding region runs from base 1 to 153 and encodes 50 amino acids. The transcript has a single exon.
AUGGAUCUGGGGUCAGGUAGAGGCUGGGAUGGGGACUCAGAGACCACCUUCCAGCUGUGGCUGCAGCUGCUUCUCUGGGGCCAUCUGACUGUCCGUUUCCUGGGCUACCUGCGCCGCACCCUCUGGGCACCUAAGCCGCAGCCAGCACCCUGAGCCUCGCUGGCCAGGGGUAGAUGGGCCCCAGAUCACCCCAUCCCACUCUACCCCCCAUUUUACCCUCUGCUGGAAGAGGCAGGAA